GGAGGAUGUCGGGGUUCGGCGAUGGGUACGUGGGGACGGCGCAGGACGCGGUGAAGAUCCGGCGGCUAGAGAAGCAGCGCGAGGCGGAGCGCCGCAAGAUCGAGGAGCUGAAGAACAAAUCUGCCGACGGGCAGCCCGGCCUCCUGCAGUUCGGCUCCAGCACUUCCGAGAUUCUUGAGACUGCAUUUAAGAAGGAAACAGUUGGUCUCGUCACGAGAGAGCAGUAUGUGGAAAAGAGGGUUAACAUCCGAACCAAGAUCGAGGAGGAAGAGAAAGAGAAACUUCAGAAGUUACAACAAGAAGAAGAAGAAUUACAAAUGCAGAAAAGGAAAAAGAGGAGAGUGAAGGGUGAUCCACGAUUAUCUUUCUGUGACGACAUUGAGAAUGGAAGUGAUGAAGAUGAUUUUGAGAAUCAAGAAACUCAAAAGAAAAAUGGCCCUAUCAAACUUGGAAAAGAUCCAACUGUCGAGACAAGUUUUCUACCAGACAGAAUGAUCCUUCAGAGAGAGGGAGGCAGAGGAACAGGCAGAACGAGAACGACUGAAGAAGCAGUGGUUGCGUGAGCAGGAGUUGAUCAAAAAUGAACCUCUCUCAAUUACCUACAGUUACUGGGAUGGGACUGGGCACAGGAGAGUUAUCCAGGUUCGUAAAGGUGACACUAUUGGAGAAUUCCUAAGGGCUGUUCAACAGCAACUUGCCCCUGAGUUCCGUGAAGUACGGACAACGUCAGUUGAGAACCUUCUUUAUGUGAAGGAGGAUCUUAUCAUUCCUCAUCAACACAGCUUCUAUGAAUUAAUUAUUAACAAAGCGAGGGGCAAGAGUGGACCGCUUUUCCAUUUUGAUGUUCAUGAGGAUGUUCGUACCAUCGCUGAUGCAACGAAAGAAAAAGAUGAGUCUCACGCGGGGAAGGUUGUAGAGAGGCAUUGGUAUGAGAAAAAUAAGCAUAUAUUUCCGGCCUCAAGAUGGGAGAUCUAUGACCCAACUAAAAAGUGGGAGCGCUACACAAUCCAUGGGGACUAGAGUGUAGAAUAUCACAUACAGAGCUAAGUUAUUUGUACUUGGGAUGCCUGGAAUUACUAGCACAUUUUAUGAGAAUGAUGCGAUGUGUCAUGAGUGGAAUAGGAAAGGUUACUAGUGUUGUAUGAUAGAUUAUGCGCUUUACUUCUUUUGAUGCCUGGAAUUACUACCACAUUUGUACUUAUGUUUGCAAAUAUUUUCAAUGCUUGAUUAUACUCUAUGUUAUAACAUUCAGUGAAUGCCAAAAUUUCACAUUUUUGUUACUAGCUAGUCAUGUGGAAACCUGUACCUUUUUAUGGACCAUGUUUCCCAUUUUACAUUUUGAAUUUUUAAGAACACUAACAUGCCCUGUUACAAAUUGAUCUCAUAUAAGCAAUGAUUGUCGUGUGUCUGCCGGGCGGCAUCAGUGACUCCUCUGGAUAUACAUAUCUACAACAUGUCUUUGUCUAUCAUUGAGUUGAGCUUCAUCUUUGUUCAUGCUAGUCUAUCAAACUAACGGCGGCAAAGUACAAGUCAUCCUGAAUUCUUGGUAGAAAGGCUUCCUUUCUCAAUUCUGGCAGGUAGCAUCGUGGCAGCUUAGUAGAUAUUGUGCUAUAUAUCAACUGCACUAGCCUAUCACCUAAUGCCCUACCUGUCUGUUGGAGCAGGUUUGUACAAUAGAGUGCCAUGAAGGCAUGAACCAUGACCAUCCCGACCAAUUGCACUAAACCACACUAGCAUGAGCUAUCUUAACUGGCUGAAACCUAGACCAAACAGGAUUAGGACUAAGAUUCCCUCUGCUCCAUGCAAUGCUCACCUCUCUCCUACUACAACUACACUGUAUAGUUGCUGCACAAAGCUACACCAAACCCUCCUCUAACUCGCUUCAAAAACCCAACCCCUUCCAUUGCCAGCAGCCUCAGUCCCUCACCACACAUCGCCAUGGCUUCCCUCACCAUCCUCCUCUUAGCGCGCUUCUCCAGCUCCAUAGCCGUCUCCUCCAAUUCCUACAUCUCGAGGAGCACUGAGCAGCAGAUCAUCGCCACCGUGGCGCCGGCCGUUGUUCCUGACGUCGACGGCCAGAGCACGCAGCCGUUCCUCACCUCGCCCUCCGGGUCGUUCACGGCCUACCUCCGCCGCGGAGUGGACAGCGCCGGCGGCCUUGGCGGCGACGCGUGCUAUGUCCAAGUCCAGCAGGCGGGCGCCGGCGGCAGCGUGUGGGAGUCGGACUGCACGCCGGUGGGCGGCGCCGACGCGUGCGACCUGGCGUUCUCGCCGGUCGGGCUCGAGCUCUUCGCGGGCGGGCACUCGUUGUGGGACACCGGGGUCGAUGCCGCCGACCCUUGGACGCUGAGCCUUGACGACGGCGGCGAUAUGAAGAUUAUUAGCAAGGAAGGUGUGACAGUGUGGACGGCAAGCGGCGAGCCCUGGACGGGGCAGCAGUGCGGGGCACCCUUGCCGGUGUCCCCGGAACCAUCGACGGACAGCGCGCUCCCACCGCCGUCGACCGCCGGUUCGAAACUCGUGACGCCGCCGUCAGCGACUCUUGCCGGUGCCGGGAGCACGGACUUUUCUUCUGGAGACCAACCAGCGCCGCCACCCGUCGACACGUUGCCGGAAAUGCCGGUUCAGCCGCCCGUUGACACGGCGCCCGAGCAGCCACUGGCACCGCCGCCAGCAGACGCGUCACCCGACUUGCCGGACCUGCCUCUGCCACCGCCGCCGGCUUACACGUCUCCCGACUCGCCGGACCAGCCGCUGCCGCCACCCCCGCUAGCUGACGUGUCGCCGCCUCCUGCCCCGGCUACCUUUGGCCCUGACACGCCAGUAGCGCCCCCUUUCGGCGUGCCACUCGGCACCCCUCCGCCCGGCGACGACUCAUCACUCCCAGGCAUCGCCACGCCGCCUGGCGAUGAACCAGGCUCGCCAGGCGGCGGGCCCUUCUCGGGACCAUCCCCUGCCGGCAUGCCGCACCCGCACGGGCCGGCGCAUCCGCACCAGCUGCCCCUCGGAGCCUCGCCGCCGCUGCCGGACGCGCUGGCGCCGGGUGCGCACGGCGCGGGAGCCGGGAAGCAGCCCGGGGUCCCCUUCGGCCACGGGCAGCAGCCAGAGGGACAAGGCGUGUUCGGCCGGCAGCCGCAGCUGCUCAACGACGAGGGGCAGGCGUUGGAGGAGAGCUCCGGCGGGUGGUCGGGAAGCGAGCGUGGCGAAGUGGCUGCGACCUUGUUCGCUGUGAUGGCGACGGCGUUGGGCUUUGGGUUUUAGUAUGUUGUCCCUUUGAAUCUUUCAUCGUUUUGGGGGCUUGGAUGGUCAUUUCUGUAGUGUUGCUCUCCGAUGGUGAUGGUCUGAUCUGAGGCUAUGGUUUGUUCUGUGGAUUGGGGUAGUAAAUUCUGUGUAAAACAUGUUACCAUAUGCUGCUUGAUUUAGGAUAUAGUAUAUGAUCCACCGGCUGUAUGUAUGCUGCUUCUCUUGUGUAUUAUCUUGUGUGCCACUAAAAAGUUUUCAGUAUCUAUA
This is a messenger RNA of Panicum virgatum (switchgrass), 3510 nucleotides long. RefSeq names its product protein XAP5 CIRCADIAN TIMEKEEPER. Gene Ontology annotation, biological process: chromatin organization. The coding region runs from base 1939 to 3261 and encodes 440 amino acids. Gene Ontology annotation, cellular component: nucleus. The record is from RefSeq and is a predicted model, not a curated record. NCBI's taxonomy places the organism in Eukaryota, Viridiplantae, Streptophyta, Magnoliopsida, Poales, Poaceae. The transcript is spliced from 12 exons.